Messenger RNA from Peromyscus eremicus (cactus mouse), 2631 nucleotides. It is a transcript of the gene Ushbp1, whose product is annotated as USH1 protein network component harmonin binding protein 1. The record is from RefSeq and is a predicted model, not a curated record. NCBI's taxonomy places the organism in Eukaryota, Metazoa, Chordata, Mammalia, Rodentia, Cricetidae. The coding region runs from base 322 to 2355 and encodes 677 amino acids. The transcript is spliced from 13 exons.
GUGACCUGAGAUGCGCCCAGGAGCGAGCUCAGGCCUUUCCCAAGGUGCUCUGGAGCAGAGCAGAGGGCCGGAACCCCCCACCCCACCCAGGGAGAGGGAGUUUGGUGCUAGGAGAGUCGUGGGAGGAAAGAGGAUUCUUGGGGUCCCUAUCCCACGCCUUCAUAGCGGAAAGAGGGAACUCAGAUAAGAGAAUGCAUUCAGGCAGCUGAGAGAAGAGGAUUGCCAGUUGACCCAAAACUCCUGCUUCGGAAAAAACCUAAGGACCCAGGGCAACAAAGGGAAGAUCUGAGAGCCGUCUGUAAUCAGGGGGUGAAAGAGGUAAUGAGUGCCCGGGCCACACGGCCCCGAAGCCGUCGAGGGAGGCAUCCUCCGCCCGGGGAGCUGGAUCCUGUGGCUGAGAGUUCAGAGGAGGUGGAGGCCACCAAUGGGAGCUUCGAGGCCAAACCUGGGCUGCUUCAGGAACACCUUGGUCCUAAUCUGCAGAGUCCAGGGAACCGGCCUGAGGAUGAUUGUGGUGUGGGAUUUUAUGGGGCCCUAGUCUUGAAGCCAGAAGAACGGUGUCAGCCUGAGGCGGAAGGCCACCAGACCCCACCGGCAGCCCCCCUGGAUAGUAGCCCUCCUGAGACAUCAGUUCCCAGUGUGUUUGAGACCCUGGAGAGCAGGCUGAGCUCCCUUGAGGCCACUGUGGCAGCCUGGCGCCACCGCUCCCUAAGCUUUCCAAGGCCGGUGGAAGGAGAAGACAGAGACCAGGGGCCACCAGGGUCCUUUGGUGAUCAGGAAGAAGCCGGGCCUGGACAGCAGGAGGCAGCUGGGCUCAUAGAGAGGAAUGCCUGGCUGCGGCUAGCCCUGGGCAGCAGGGAAGAUGAGUUGGCUUGCACUCAUGCAUCCCUGCAGGAUGCCCAGGCAGAGAAGGAGACUCUGCAGAGACAGGUGCGGGAACUGGAGGAUUCCCUAAUGCGGCUGGAGGCCUCCCCGUCUGCCCCGCUCCUCAGAGCAGGACGUACAAACAGCAACUCCAGCAGUUCUGAGGCAGAAGGGGAGCCCUGGGCACCUCAGGACGCCCCUUUGGCUCACCCCCUUCUCAGACGCCUCCGGAGUGACUCCAGCACCCAGAUCUUUGGGUGCCUUUCCACACAGCGUUCAACCCGUGAGAUGCACCUCAUGGAAGACCAGAUGGGGCAGCUCCAGGGGAGCAUUGAGAAGUUGAAGUGCUUCAACCGCCUCCUGCUGGCUGUGCUCCAGGGCUACAAAGGCCGCUGUGAGAGCCUCAGCAUGCAGCUGGGCCAGAGGGAAGCUGAGGCCACAGCCCUGCACCUGGCCCUGCAGUACAGCGAGGAUUGCGAGGAGGCGUAUGGGGUGCUGCUCGCUCUGAGGAUGGCUGGCUCAGGAGCUGAAGCCACCAAGAGUGACCUGCAGGCUGCUGAGAAGGAGGCAUCUAAGCUGCUGGUGGAGAAAGAAUCGGCUAUGGAUGGAGAGACACCUCAGCCCAGCCCAGAGGGGAGCAGUGUGGACAAGCCCACACCAGAGGAACUGGCUGCUCAGCUCCAUGGCUACAUCCGGCGUCUCCGGGAACGCUGGGCUCUGGUGAAGAUCCCCCCAGCACUCUGCCCUGCCACCACACCCAGGCCCACCAUGCCUCAUGCAGAAGCAACAGUGCAGGCCGUUCUGGAGAUACAGCCUGGCCCAGCCCUGCCCCGGCUAGAGAAGUCUCAGAUGCAGCAGGACCUGGUGGCGACUCGGGACAGUCUGGCGGACCUGGUGCUGCGGCUGCAGCUGGCGCGGCGGGAGAAGCGCGGGCUGGAGCUGCGGGAGGCGGCGCUGCGGGCCCAGGGCCCCGCCCACCUGCUGCUGCUGCAGCAGCUUCGCUGGGAGCGGGCUCACCUGGCGGGCGACGGCAGCAGCAGAGGCAGCAGCGAGGACCCGAGCAGCGAAGAGGAGGAGGACCAAGAGGAGGAGCAGCAGCACCAGGGCCCUCCUGCCCUCCCUGGUGGCCAGAAGGGCAGAGCGUGGGACUCUGAGACCUUAUCCCAGGAACUGUCGGCGUCCCUUGCCCGGGCGGCGGACCUGCGGGCACAGCUGCAGUCCCUGCGGCAGCAGCUGGAGCAGGUGGCUCAGAAGGGCCGGACCAGACGUGCUCAGAGCGCGGAGCUGAACCGAGAGCUGUGCAAGGCUCACAGCUCCCUGGUCUUGGCCUUCAGAGGAGCCCACCGGAAGCAGGAAGAGCAACGCCGGAAGUUGGAGCAGCAGGUAGCUCGGAUGCAGGCCCAGCAGGCAGAGGAACUGGCAGUGCUGGCAGCUACAGCCAGAGCCCUGGGGAAGCCGGGGGCUCCCCAGCCAGGCCAGACCUUCCUGUAGGACCCAGACCCAGCUUGCAUAUAACACGCAGGUGUGGUGGGCACGUCAUAAAGUGUCCUGUCGUAGGCUGGAGAGAUGGCUCAGCGGUUAAGAGCAUUUGCUGCUCUUGCAGAGGACCUGGGUUCAGUUCCCAGCCUCAACGGCCACAGGCACUGGACCAUCAGCUGGGAGGAUCUGUCGCCCUCUUCUGGACUCUACAGGCUCUGAAGUCAUGUGCACACACCCACCCACUCACAUACGUAAUUAAACAAAAUGAAGUGUCCUGUCGUGACAUCA